UGAACAGCCGAUGGAAUAAUUGUAGCUAUUCCCUAGGAAUUUCAACUCUGAGAUGGCCAUGCAAAUAGCCAAAUUGCAUGUGGAAAAAGAAUAUGCCGUUGUGGGCAGCUGGGAGGAUACAAACAUAACAUUGGCCGUGCUCGAGGCAUAUAUACCGCGCUUCUUUGCCGAUGCCACAAAUCAGUAUUAUUCGCAUCGGGAGAAAUUUAUGAUAAAUGCCACGCCGCACGACAAUCACCUAGACGAGGAUGUGGAGGCCUAUCUGAAGCAACAGUUCGCCUACGAAAUUGAGUUGUACAACUUUUGCAAGCAGCGUCUCUAUAAGCAGUAUAUAGCCAUCAGGAAUAAGACAAAAUAUUAGUAAUAACAAUUCGCAGCCAAUACAGGAGUAUUUUAGGGUGGUUUAUGAAAUGUGCGGUAUGAGCGGCUCUUUUGCACGAACCCGAUUUCCCCAUAUGAAACCAACAUUAAGUAUUUAUAAUUAAAACAACAAUGCUGCAAAGCACUUUUGACAAUUUGAA
Drosophila virilis is the source of this 521-nucleotide messenger RNA. RefSeq names its product heparan sulfate 2-O-sulfotransferase pipe. Gene Ontology annotation, molecular function: sulfotransferase activity. Lineage: Eukaryota; Metazoa; Arthropoda; Insecta; Diptera; Drosophilidae. Gene Ontology annotation, cellular component: membrane. The record is from RefSeq and is a predicted model, not a curated record.